This is a messenger RNA of Tauraco erythrolophus (red-crested turaco), 988 nucleotides long. It is a transcript of the gene LRRC38, whose product is annotated as leucine rich repeat containing 38. Gene Ontology annotation, molecular function: protein binding. Gene Ontology annotation, cellular component: plasma membrane. The record is from RefSeq and is a predicted model, not a curated record. NCBI's taxonomy places the organism in Eukaryota, Metazoa, Chordata, Aves, Musophagiformes, Musophagidae.
UCCUGGAUACAAUCACACACACACAAGUACCAGGCACUGCUGCUCAGCUGAGCAAAAUGUCUUUCUCUUAGAAGUGGUGCUCAUCACAGCUUUCAAAUCCUUGACGAUGUUGCCAUGCUUUUCUUUCUGCCUUCUGCCUUUUUCUGUCUUUGCCUGCCUGCUUUUCUUACCCGUGGGUCAUUUUUGCCCUGCUGUCUGUAGCUGUAUGGACUACCACACCAUAGAUUGCCGGGAUCAAGGACUCCCAAGUGUUCCUAAUCCAUUUCCACUGGAUGUACGGAAACUUCUUAUAGCUGAUAACAACAUCCAGGCGAUACCAGCUGAUUUCUUUAUAUUUUAUGGAGACCUAGUCUAUUUGGACUUCAGGAAUAACUCCCUCACCACUUUAGAAGAGGGCACUUUUAGCAGUUCUACCAAACUGGUGUAUUUAGACUUAAGCUACAAUAAUUUAACACAGCUUGAUGCUGGGACAUUCAAAUCAGCAGAAAAACUGAUCAAAUUGAGCCUUGGAAACAAUAACCUGGUGGAUGUGGAUGAGGCUGCUUUUGAGAACCUGGAACAGCUCCAAGUGUUAGAAUUGAAUGACAAUAACUUACAGAGCCUAAACGUGGCAGCCCUAGAAGCGCUUCCCUCCCUGCGGACUAUACGCUUAGAGGGCAACCCUUGGGUCUGUGACUGUGACUUUGCCAAUCUGUUCAGCUGGAUACAGGACAAUGCAUCUAAGCUCCAGAAAGGUCUCCAUGAAAUCCAGUGUUCCCUGCCUGUAGAAAACAGAAGAAUCUUUCUGAAUGAAUUAUCUGAGGUCAGCUUUAGUGAAUGCAAAUUUAGUUUGUCAUUGACGGACCUUUUUAUCAUCAUCUUCUCUGGAGUCGCUGUCUCCAUUGCUGCUAUUCUAUCAAGCUUCUUCUUAGCAACUCUGGUACACUGCUUCCAAAGAUGUGCUCCCAGUAAAGAUGACGAUGAUGAUGAAGACGACAGUGAGGACUGA